ACGGUUUAAAGAGUAAACAAAUCGUUCAUUCAUAUACCUUAACGGCUUAUACUAUGUACUUGACCAUUAGAAAAAGUGUAGAAUAUUUGAGACUGAAGAAUUGUUUUUCUUAUAAAUCACAUCGACUUUAAAGUGGAUAUGGCAGAAGGAUCUACAAGUUUACAAACCGAGAGUGGAUCUUCACAUCCGGAUGUGGAUGGAACGGGGUUCCUGUGCAGCAGGUGCGCUGAGGAGGGUCGUGCAGACUCAGCGGAAGUUCAGUGUACGUCGUGUGUGAAAAACUACUGCCAGUCGUGCUCGCAGGCACACAGCACACUGAUGCCGGACCACCCGUUGUUGGGGAUGGACCUUCUCCACAGAUGGGCGGAGGUUGAACAAACUGACAUAGCCAAAAAGUCGUGUGAUGUAGAUGCCACCGCACCCCGCAUCCGGAAGUUUAAAGUACGGUCGAAGAAAGAUGUCAAAGAAUGCAAUAUCUCGGACAUUUGCCAGCUUGCCAAUGGUCAAUAUGUAGCCGUCGACUAUAGCAACAAGAAUAUUAAACUUUAUGGUGAAAAUUUCAAAGUUCUGGCCCGGCACGAGUUCAAGUCCUGGCCAAGAUGCGUCGCUCCAAUCGCCAACACAGAGGUUGCGGUUACAAUAGGAGAGCUUGACAAGCCAGGCGAGGUACAUUUUGUAAGCACCACCGGCGGCCAUUUGAAACUGAGCAAGAAGAUAAAAAUGGAACACUUUUGCUCUGGUAUUGCACACUUUGACAAACACACUUACGUAGGAUCACGAGACUCGAUUUUCAAGUACGUUUUGAAAGAUCAACUUAUUGGCAAAAUAUACGAAGAUUCGCCAUCCGGCGCAUACAGCUUUUCAGUCAACAAAUUUAAACUCGUUGAGGACGGAACCAAAUUAUAUGUGUCGGACUGGAAACACAAUCGAAUGGUCAUUUUGGACAACCAAGGCCAACAACUAAGCACACUUGUGUUGGACGAAGAUUUGGUUUACGGAGCUUCUGGUAUCGCUGUAGGGAUGGAUGGCCGUGUUUUUAUGAGUGGUAUUGCCUCUAAGAACGUCGUGCAGGUGUUUCCGGAAACUGGUGGGGAGUUGACGACACUCGCUGGUGAAGCCGACGGCGUUGUUGGGCCCAAUGCGGUCUGGAUAGACGAGCGGUUAAACAAACUGGUGGUUGCACAGACCGGCGACACGGUGCUUUUGGUUCAAUUGUGAAUACUAACCUAUACAUGUGACAUAAGGCCACACCGAAUUGAGUAUGUUUAGCGGUAUCUGGCUAGUAUGUCUCGGCUCUGUUACGCAAAUGAUUAGGCUUGAGCUUUACCUCAAGACUUUUGUAAUUGACAACACAAUUUAAGUCCAUGACUUAUAUAUAUUGACCACACUGACCACACAAUUUAAGUCCAUGACUUUGUGGAGUUGAAAAUUAUACUCGAGAGUACCAGAUUUAAAUACGAAUCAGUUUAUGAAACAUACAAUUAUAUUUGGUUUACAAAUUAUGUUCAUGUUUAUUCAGAAGUUAGAAUGUUUUAAAGUUUGGGUAUUUUAACAGUCAACAAACUUUUGAAAUACUGAUGUGAAAUGGAAAAUUCCAAUGAACUCGAAAACUAUAUGUUUUCUCAAUGGAACUAUAUUCCAUAAUAAUUAUAUUAAAACGAAGAACAACAUAUUACAGGGGAGGGAAUCCAGAUAUACAGUACAAAUUUCAUUCAAUGCGUUCAUACUUUAUCUUCUUAGAAUAAAAAGCUGGGUCAUUUUCCUCUGCAUUGCUAUUUAUUUUUGUACAUGUUGAAACAUUCUCCACCCUUGCGUAUGUAAGUAUUAUGUUUAUGUUAGCAUUUUAAUGAUACUUAUUUGCAUAUAGCAUUGUCACGGAUAAACGGUCUAAAUAUGUUAAUUAUUCGUAAUAAGCUAUGUAAUGGAACACAACAAAUCAAUUUGUAUUGUUAAUUAAAAAUUAAAUCACUGUAAGACGUUUGUCGAAAAAAACAUUUACAAUACUUAGUAUGCUUAUGUGUUCUGUUACCAUUGAUGCGAUUGUUCACAGUCAUAUACCUUUUUUAUUUUUUUAUUUAAUGAAUUAAUAUGUUUGCGUCAAUUUGUAUUCGGUAUUGUUGGAAUCUUUGUACUUGGGUACAUCUCAUUGAAUAUAAUAAUAU
Molecule: messenger RNA, 2162 nt
Organism: Mya arenaria
Lineage: Eukaryota; Metazoa; Mollusca; Bivalvia; Myida; Myidae
Exons: 2
Coding region: 139-1218 (359 amino acids)
Source: RefSeq, a predicted model, not a curated record